AGCAAAUACGUAGUAGUAGUGGUAGUAGUUGCCGUCGACCUCAACGCGCGCCGCCGACAUCCGAGAACGGAACACACGGGACGACAUCGCGCGCCGCGGUCGACCGUGAUCGGACCACGCCGCCGUGUACCCUCCGUCCCGCACCGAUUGCACCUUUGUUGUGUGUCCGUGUGCGUGCGUGCGAACGUACUUGCAUCGCAUGCACCGCAUAGACGCAGCAGCCGCCGCCGAGCACGUAAACACAAGAAAUGCGUACGUCUCCGACGGGUUAGACGUGUGUGCGUGCGUGUGUGUAUGUACGUGUGAGUGAGGGAGCCAAAGUGUACGUAUGAGUGAACGAGCUAGUGUACGUGUGAGUGAGCGACCGUGUGUUCGCGCGUGCCAGUGUGAGUGCGCGUGAAUGCAAUUCGGCGAGGCGAGCGUAUAGUUUGUGGCGGUGCAUACAUGUAGUAGGUAUAUAAGCGGCAGUAUAGUAAGUACACUACUAUAUCGGACGGCAAAAUGGCUGGAGAAGUGCGCUUCCGAUUGACCGACAACCUGGAUCCACUUCAGACAUUAGAUAUUUGCCACGAGAUUGUCAACAUGACAUUUUGUUCAUCAGACAGACCUUUUACCUUAAAAAAAUGUACAAAAAAGAGAUGCGUUGAUAGGUAUGAUAGCUCUGAAAGUUCAGACAGUGGUGUUGCAACAUUUAUUACUGAACUUGGAUCACCUUUGACUCCAGAUAGUCGGGUUAGUGAGUAUUCUAUUCCUUCUCCAGAUGAAUGUGAACCCAUAAUGGCACCACCACCACCUUUAGCGAAUUCUGCUGAUGAAAUUGAUUUAGCAUGUUGGCCGUGGAGUGAAGAAUGGGCAGCUGAUUGUUCCAAUAUUGAAUUAUUUUCUGAUGCCUGUGAUACUACUGAUUAUUGCAAGACAGAUACAAACAUUGCCAAUAUUGAACUUGACCAAAAUGCAAUUGAGGAUGACUCGUGUAAUGACAAAUUAAACAUUUUUCAAAAUUCGUCAAAAAUAAACGACUUGUUUAAUUCAUUACCAUUAGCUCAAUGUAAACUUAUAGAGUCUUCCGAUAUUAAAUCUGAAUGUGACUUUGUUCCUGAUAAAAAGUUUCUUGUGUCUGAUGAAGAAUCACCAACAAAAUUUACACUUCGUAGUUCUGAUGAACAUUUUUCUAAUGACAUCAUUACUUCUCUACAAUCCAAUAUUUUAGAUAAUAAAUGUUUAUUAAAAGAUGAAGAGUCAUUGUUAUCUUUACAGUUUCCAUCUUGUACCCCCUCAACGUGUUCAGAUAGUUUUGAUGAGACUGAUUUUAAACUGUGUGAAGAUCAAAUGGACAACAGUAUUUCAAUCAAUUACAUAAAAGAUGAAGGUGAAAAAUCAAUUUGUAAAGGUUUAAUUGAUGCAUCUUCAACCAAAAAUUUCAAAUUAAAUAACAAUAUUUCUGAUGAUGAAAGUGACUCUAGUAGUCCGCAUAAAAAGUUAUGUGUAGACCAGACAAUUAAACUGCCAAAUAAGGGUAGGUAUUUUAUGAGAUCAUCUUCUGGUUCUUCUCAUGAUUUAUUCAAAUCUAAAAUUCCUCACUUAUUGGACCAAAAUAAAAACAUACAAGAUAAUUUAAAAUCAUCACCAACAAGAUUGAAAUGCUCUCUUCGAAAUCCAAUUAAUAAACAUCAGCAAUGCGACAAUAAUGGUUCAAUAAGAAAUAACGAACAACUUAAUUAUUCCACAACUGAAUUAACAUCAGUUGGUUUUGAUUCUAAUAAAAUUAGAUUUCCAAAGUUAGAUAGUCAUUGGAUUUCAUUGAGAGGAAAUAUCAUGUGUCGUUGGAAUAAUUGUGAUAGUCAUUUUACUGCUACUGCUAAGCUCAUUGAACAUCUCCAGGUAAAACAUGUAAAUUCUCAGACUUUUAGUGAAAGUUUUGUGUGUUUAUGGUCAGACUGCAAAGUAUUUAAUAAGCCAUCUUGUUCACGUUCAUGGCUUGAGCGUCAUGUGUUAAGUCAUGGGGGUAAUAAACCAUUGCAGUGCAUCGUUCAGAAGUGCAGACAACGUUUUAGUUCUCAAAUAAUGCUUGAAAGGCAUGUGAAUCAACAUUUUAAGUCUUCUAGUAAUAGAGAGGAUGAAGGUCUAAAUGGUAAAUUAAUAAGAAGAAAAGGAAAGAAAUUGCGUCUUCGUAGGCAACCAUUCACUGCUAGAAAAUUUGAUUACUUUGAUCAAGCUACAAUGAUGGAAUUACAAAACCAGCUAUUUUUAAGUACACAAAAUAGUCAACAAGAUUUUAUUGAUUACAGUCGAAGAGCCAUUAAAUUUCAACCUAAUGUCAUUGCUAGAAGAAUAUUAGAAGGAAGCAAAACACAAGAAGUGCUGAUGCGAUGGUUUCCUCCUAACAUAUUAGAAGACGAAUGGAUCACUUGUGAUAAAAAAACAAAUUUCAAUGUGAUUGAACGUGUUGUACCUAUUAUGUCAAUGAGCACAGAAAAUCGGGAUUCAAUUACUAAACUGUUCGGUAAUAUUUUUCCACCUUCAUCUCGACGUUCGCGUAAAUGAACAUUUUAAUAUUGCUGCUACUCUUUUGUAAAGGAAGCUGCUUUAUAAGAGGUGUUCUUAGUUUUUAUUCUUCUACAAUUCUUGUGAUAUUUUAAUCUAGUACCUAAGUAAUAAUUUUAAUUUACCUAUGUGUCUUGGUUUUUACAAAUUAUAUAGAUAAAUAAUGGUACAAAUAAGUGCCUCAAAAUAGUAAUUACUAAGUGAUGCAAAUGUGUCACCAUAAAUAAAUUGUCAAUAAAUACUAGUUCGUUUAACACUAUACAUAUCAUUGUGGUCAGUUAGGCAAAUCAUUAGAAUAUUAUAGUAUACACCCAGUACAUGCAGAGUACUAACAUUUAUUUUUACUUUAAAACGUGUA
Messenger RNA from Acyrthosiphon pisum (pea aphid), 2902 nucleotides. RefSeq names its product AE binding protein 2 jing (gene jing). Bases 502 to 2544 code for a protein of 680 amino acids. The record is from RefSeq and is a predicted model, not a curated record. NCBI's taxonomy places the organism in Eukaryota, Metazoa, Arthropoda, Insecta, Hemiptera, Aphididae. Gene Ontology annotation, biological process: regulation of transcription by RNA polymerase II. Gene Ontology annotation, cellular component: ESC/E(Z) complex. The transcript has 8 exons.